UUGACAAUGCACUGCAGCUUUCCUCUGGUCCAUAUGAGCCAAGUUUUGUUGCAAAAGAUUUGUGUUUUUAGUUUAUAGUCUGACAGCCAUUGGAAUUUUUUGCUAUCCACACAUUCUUCCAAUGCUUCUAUCUUCUUCUGCAUAACAAGUUCUUGGUUUUUGGUUAUUAAAGCAAAUAUUACAUUGAGUUUCUCUUUAGAGGCAGUAUGGGUAGUGAAGCUAAUGUGCCGCACAUAUUUUUCUUCCCUUUCAUGGCUCAUGGCCACAUGAUACCAACAGUGGACAUGGCGAAGCUAUUUGCUUCAAGAGGCUUGAAGACAACAAUUGUCACUACGCCUCUCAAUGAAUCUUUCAUCUCCAAGCCAAUCCAAAGAACUAAGAACUUGGGUCUUGAAAUCAAUAUCAAGAUUCUCAAGUUCCCCACUGUUGAAGCAGGAUUGCCAGAAGGAUGUGAAAAUCUAGACUUCAUCACUUCACAAAAUAUGGAUAUGGAGAUCGUAAAUAAAUUUCUCAAGGCGAUAGCUUUGCUUCAAGAACCUCUUGAGAAGCUUCUGAGUGCCUGUCGUCCUGAUUGCCUUGUUGCUGAUAUGUUCUUUCCUUGGGCUACUGAAGCUUCUUCCAAAUUUCGAAUUCCAAGGCUUGUGUUUCAUGGAACUAGUUUCUUUUCUUUAUGCGCUACAAUAUCCGUUGUAUUACAUGAACCACACAAGAAAGUUGCAUCAGAUUCAGAACCUUUUAUUGUGCCUAAUCUUCCAGGAGAUAUAAAGCUGUCAGGACAGCAGUUGCCAGGUUUUAUGAGAGAAGAUGGAAGUUACGUUGCCAAGUUUAUGGAAGCAUCAAUAAAAUCAGAGUUGACAAGCUUUGGUGUGCUUGCCAACAGUUUCUAUGAGCUCGAACCAACUUAUGCUGAUCAUUACAAAAAUGUUUUGGGAAGAAGAGCAUGGCAUAUAGGUCCAGUUUCACUCUGCAACAGAGACAUGGAAGAUAAAGCUCGAAGAGGAAAAGAAGCCUCCAUUGACGAACAUGAGUGUUUAAAAUGGCUAAAUUCCAAGAAACCCAAUUCAGUUGUCUACUUAUGCUUCGGAACUAUAGCCAAUUUCACUGCAUCUCAGCUAAAGGAAAUUGCAAUGGCCCUCGAGUCUUCCGGGCAGGAAUUUAUAUGGGUUGUCAGGAAAAACAAGAAUCCUGAAGAAGAUAACCAAGACUGGUUACCUGAAGGGUUUGAGGAAAGAAUUGAAGGUAAAGGACUAAUCAUAAGAGGUUGGGCACCACAAGUAAUGAUUCUUGAUCAUGAAGCAUUAGGAGGAUUUGUUACACAUUGCGGAUGGAAUUCAACGCUUGAAGGAAUAGCUGCUGGAGUGCCAAUGGUGACUUGGCCAGUAGGAGCUGAGCAAUUCUACAAUGAGAAGUUAGUGACAGAAGUACUUAAAAUUGGUGUCAGUGUUGGAGUUCAACAUUGGACAGUCUAUGGAGAUAGCAUUAAGAGAGAAUGUAUAGAGAAGGCGAUAAUUCGGAUAAUGGAAGGUGCAGAAGCUGAAGAAAUGAGAAGCAAAACAAAGAAACUUGGUAAGAUGGCAAGAGAGGCUGUUGAAGAUGGUGGAUCUUCCUUUUGUGAUUUCAAUGCUUUGAUUCAUGAACUUACAUUCAAUUACCACUGAGUAAAUUUAGGAGUGAUCAUUAUUCAGUUAUUUGAAUCGAAAUAAAUGAAAUUUGAUUUAGUUAUAAUGGUAAAUGUUAGUGCUCUUCAUUUUUCUUUA
Messenger RNA from Ricinus communis (castor bean), 1757 nucleotides. Its product is annotated as scopoletin glucosyltransferase. Lineage: Eukaryota; Viridiplantae; Streptophyta; Magnoliopsida; Malpighiales; Euphorbiaceae. The transcript has a single exon. The coding region runs from base 207 to 1658 and encodes 483 amino acids. The record is from RefSeq and is a predicted model, not a curated record. Gene Ontology annotation, molecular function: UDP-glycosyltransferase activity.